UAGUGUCACUCCCUCACUCUACAAACCCUAGCCCUCUUCUUUCUUUCUCUCUCUCUCUCUCUCUCUCUGAAGAUGGCUUCACGCAGGCUCGUAUCUUCUCUGAUUCGAUCCUCCCUUCGUAGAUCUCAAUCGAAGCCCUCAAUUUCCGCAUCGACAUCGAGGCUCACGUCAUCCAACCGUGCCUCACCGCACGGAUACUUGCUGAACCGCGUCGCCGAGUACGCCACCGCCGCGGCUGCUGCUACCGCUCCUCCCUCUCCUCCUCCUCCGGGGAAGAAGGAGCUCGGCGGCGGCGGGAAGAUCACCGAUGAAUUCACCGGGAAGGGCGCGAUCGGGCAGGUCUGCCAGGUCAUUGGUGCCGUCGUCGAUGUCAGAUUCGACGAGGGUUUGCCUCCGAUCAUGACCGCGCUGGAGGUUCUGGAUCACUCGUCGAGGCUUGUGUUGGAGGUGGCGCAGCAUUUGGGUGAAGGCGUUGUCCGAACCAUUGCUAUGGAUGCCACCGAAGGUGUCGUUAGAGGCUGGCGCGUUCUCAACACUGGCUCCCCUAUUACCGUUCCAGUUGGUAGGGCUACCCUUGGCCGUAUCAUAAAUGUCAUUGGAGAGCCUAUUGAUGCCAAGGGAGAAAUCAAUACUGAGCAUUAUUUGCCCAUUCAUAGAGAAGCUCCUGCUUUUGUUGAGCAAGAAACUGCACAGCAGAUUCUUGUUACUGGAAUCAAGGUUGUUGACCUGCUUGCACCAUAUCAAAGAGGAGGAAAGAUUGGGUUGUUUGGUGGUGCUGGUGUAGGAAAAACUGUGCUUAUUAUGGAACUUAUUAACAAUGUUGCAAAAGCUCAUGGUGGUUUCUCUGUGUUUGCUGGUGUUGGAGAACGAACCCGAGAGGGUAAUGACUUGUACAGAGAAAUGAUUGAGAGUGGUGUCAUUAAGCUUGAUGAUAAGCAGAGUGAAAGCAAGUGUGCUCUUGUGUAUGGUCAAAUGAAUGAGCCCCCUGGUGCCCGUGCCCGUGUUGGUCUUACUGGGCUUACUGUGGCUGAACACUUCCGUGAUGCUGAAGGGCAAGAUGUGCUUCUUUUCGUAGACAACAUUUUCCGUUUUACCCAAGCUAACUCAGAGGUGUCUGCUUUGCUUGGUCGUAUCCCAUCUGCUGUUGGUUACCAACCAACCUUGUCUACUGAUCUUGGAGCUCUUCAAGAGCGUAUUACAACAACCAAGAAGGGUUCAAUUACCUCUGUCCAAGCUAUCUAUGUGCCUGCUGAUGACUUGACAGAUCCUGCUCCUGCUACCACUUUUGCUCACUUGGAUGCCACAACAGUGUUGUCACGACAGAUCUCCGAGCUUGGUAUCUAUCCUGCUGUUGAUCCCUUGGAUUCUACAUCUCGUAUGCUUUCCCCCCUUAUUUUGGGUGCGGAUCACUACGAAACUGCUCGUGGUGUACAGAAAGUGCUUCAGAACUACAAGAAUCUUCAAGAUAUCAUUGCUAUUUUGGGAAUGGAUGAGCUCAGUGAAGAUGAUAAAUUGACUGUUGCCCGUGCCCGUAAGAUUCAGCGAUUCUUAAGCCAGCCUUUCCAUGUUGCUGAAGUCUUCACUGGUGCCCCAGGAAAAUAUGUUGAGUUGAAGGAGAACGUUGCCAGCUUCCAGGGUGUGUUGGAUGGAAAAUACGAUGACCUUCCAGAGCAGUCGUUUUACAUGGUUGGCGGUAUUGAGGAGGUCAUUGCCAAGGCCGAGAAAAUUGCUAAGGAAUCUGCAGCGUCUUAAUCACACACAGCCCUGUUCUCAUUUUAAUCCCUUUUUUUUUUGUAAUUGCUAAAUUUAAUAAUUUAGGAACUCUUGGCAAUGCCAAACAACAAAAUUUUCCAUUUUUUGGAUAUGAAAAUGUAUCAGGUUAUUCCUUCCUUCCAUUUUAAUGUUGCCGACUGUGAGAUGAACUACGGUCAAUGUCUGUGGCCAAACUGCCCCCCUGUUUUUAAGUUGUGUUAUUUAAUAAGGGGAAAAGGGCAAGAGGAUGUACAUUUUUUACUUUCUGGUUGAGAACGUUGGAUGCAUUAAUGUUAAAAACUCUGCAACUGUUCCACCUGGUCCAUGGCCAGCGUAAUUUGAGUUCCUUACUGAAUAUUGGAGAUUGUAUUGUCCUUUUUAUGCUAAUUAUUUAA
Messenger RNA from Glycine soja, 2147 nucleotides. RefSeq names its product ATP synthase subunit beta, mitochondrial. NCBI's taxonomy places the organism in Eukaryota, Viridiplantae, Streptophyta, Magnoliopsida, Fabales, Fabaceae. The coding region runs from base 73 to 1752 and encodes 559 amino acids. Gene Ontology annotation, molecular function: ATP hydrolysis activity; ATP binding; proton-transporting ATP synthase activity, rotational mechanism. The transcript has 9 exons. The record is from RefSeq and is a predicted model, not a curated record. Gene Ontology annotation, biological process: proton motive force-driven mitochondrial ATP synthesis; proton transmembrane transport.